Eimeria mitis is the source of this 864-nucleotide messenger RNA. RefSeq lists its product as uncharacterized. Bases 1 to 864 code for a protein of 287 amino acids. Lineage: Eukaryota; Apicomplexa; Conoidasida; Eucoccidiorida; Eimeriidae. The transcript has 2 exons. The record is from RefSeq and is a predicted model, not a curated record.
AUGGAUGAGCACACCUUCCACCAAGCAGGAGUGGGCUCUGCUUCGCGACACCCAGAUGUGGACUCAGCUUUUCCAGCUCCGACCAGUGCAUAUUUUGUGGGAAAGUUUGUCCAUCAUGCAGGGAGAGUUUAUCAUUGGACCGCCCCCGCAGGCGUCGGCCAGGCGAUUGCAAUGCCGUCAACUAAGGUGAAAGCAGUGCAACAGCGUUGGCAUGCGGACGACGCCGUUCGCACUGCUUUGGAAGGAGUAGAGAGCUCAGCUGCUACAGUUGGGCAGGGAACCAGUUCUGGAGUCGGGGAAUCCUCUGACACUGGUAACAUUCAUCUGCAUCCUUUUGUGCGAUUGCCAGCGGCUUCUCUGACGACAGAAGACGUGGAAAAACUCAUGGCGGAAGCCGAACUAUUGGCAAGCUAUGCAGCGCAAAAGCUCGCAGUGCCGUGUAGCAUAUGCAAGGCUGGCAACGUUUUUAUGAAGCUGUCCUCUCUGUUCAUGAUGUUUGACUACUUGGUUUGCACAAUUGAGAUCCUUGGGGAGAAAAUGAAUACAGGCAGAUGGUGGCGCGAGUUUGCGGAGAAGUUCCAGACAGAGUAUUCUUUAACCGUGAAUACAACGAAGGAAAGGACAGUAGCCCUGACGAAGCUUGUCAAUCGACUGAGUUCUGCCCUGUCAAUAUAUAAGGAAGGAAGACGCCCACCACUUAGCGAUAUAAUUCAGCUGAAGAGGGAAAUUAUUACCCAGGCAUACAGAAAUAGCCAACUGUCGAACUCUCUGUGGAAGCUCUGGUUACAAGAUGACGAGGAUUUCUCGUCUUCUAGCGGUGAUAUAGAACGUCCGCCCGGUUCUGAAAAACAGGGUCAACGAUAA